GACCGCGGGCACUGGGUCAGACAUUGGAUCGUCUGGCUCGACAGCGGGCAUCGGGUCACCAGGCAUCAGGUCAUUGGCUCGACAGCGGGCACCACGUCAUCUGGCAAGGCGGUGGGCACCGAGUCACCAGGCACGACAGUGGGCUCUGAGUCAAUUGGCACGACAGCGGGCACCGGGUCAUCAGGCAUGACAGCGGGCACUGGGUCAUCAGGCAUUGGAUCGUCUGGCCCGACAGCGGGCAUCGGGUCACCAAGGAUGACAGCGGGCACCGGGUCAUCAGGUACCGGAUCGUCUGGAUCGACAGUGGGCACCGGGUCAUCUGGUGUUGGAUCGUCUGGCUCGACAGCGGGCAUCGGGUCACCAGGCAUGACAGCGGGCACUGGGUCAUCAGGCGUGAUAGGAUCAUCAGGCUGGAUCAGUUCAUCAGGCCUGGGUACAGACAUUAGGCUGGGUAGAGACAUCAGGCUGAAGUGCGGGUGCCGAGGC
Molecule: messenger RNA, 486 nt
Organism: Staurois parvus
Lineage: Eukaryota; Metazoa; Chordata; Amphibia; Anura; Ranidae
Source: the annotation of a GenBank genome assembly